Messenger RNA from Triticum aestivum (bread wheat), 4145 nucleotides. Its product is annotated as putative disease resistance RPP13-like protein 3. Bases 169 to 3180 code for a protein of 1003 amino acids. Lineage: Eukaryota; Viridiplantae; Streptophyta; Magnoliopsida; Poales; Poaceae. Gene Ontology annotation, biological process: defense response to other organism. The transcript is spliced from 4 exons. Gene Ontology annotation, molecular function: ADP binding. The record is from RefSeq and is a predicted model, not a curated record.
GGGGGUGACUGUAAAAGUGGCGAGUCAAGCAAACGCGUAAACGGCCGUAGCCAUCUCUUCUCUUCCCCUCUCCGAUCCAGAUUCCAGUGCACCCUGCCAUCUAGAUCUAACCUAGCGAAGCCGACCUUGCUCGCUGGGAGCUUUGGACCGUCCGGCCGGCCAUAGAUCAUGGCGGGCACGGUGGUGAGCAUGGCGCGAUCCAUGCUGGGCGCUGUCAUCAGCGUGGCCGCCUCCGCCGCCGCCACCGAGAUGAGCCUUCUCAUGGGCGUCCGCGACGACAUUCGGUUUAUGAAAAACGAGCUAGAGACGAUGCAGGCAUUUCUGGUGACCGCUGAAGCAGCCAAGGAAAAUAACAGGCAACUGCAGGUGUGGGCGAAGCAAGUAAGGGAUCUAGCCUAUGUCAUUGAGGAUUGCCUUGAUGAGUUUAUGGUGCAUGUGGGAAGCCGGAGCCGGUCUCGACGGCUGUUUAAGCUGAAAGACCGUCGUCGCAUUGCAAAACAGAUCCGUGGUCUCAAAGCAAGAGUUGAGGAAGUGAGCAACAGGAACACCCGCUAUAACUUUAUCAACACGGAUGCCUCCAGCAGUAUUGACGAGGCGAAUUCCUACAUGGAAGAUAUCCGCAGCCACUCAGCUAGCAACAUUGACGAGGCACAGCUUGUGGGCUUUGCUAAGACCAAAAAGGAGUUGAUUAAUAUGGUUGAUGUUAACUCUAGAUAUGGUCUUUCAAAGGUGAUAAGUGUCGUUGGCAUGGGUGGUUUAGGCAAGACUACUCUUGCCAGGAAAGUAUAUGAAAGUAAGGAAAACAUUGUAAAUAAAUUUGCUUGGUGUGCUUGGGUCACCAUAUCACAGUCAUUUUCCAAGAUGGAGAUGCUCAAGGGCAUGAUUAUGCAACUUUUGGGUCCCGAGUCACUGAGGAAAUGCUUGAAAGAUCUUGAAGGGAAGGCAGUGCAAGUAGAAGACCUCUCCAGGUACCUCAGAGAAAAUUUGGAGGACAAGAGGUACUUCAUUGUUCUCGAUGACCUAUGGACCAUAGAUUCUUGGAAUUGGAUCAAAGAUAUUGCUUUUCCUAUUAGAAACAACAAAGGUAGCCGAAUAAUAAUAACAACUCGAGAUGUUGGCUUGGCUGAGCAGUGCACUUCUGAAUCGCUUAUCUACCAGCUUAAACAUCUGCAAAUAAAGGAUGCCACACAUUUGCUACUAAGAAAGAGUAGGAAAACACAUGAAUACAUGAAAAAUGAUAAGGAAGUGAAGAUGGUGGUCAACAAAAUGGUAAAGAAGUGUGGUGGUCUGCCGUUGGCUAUACUCACUAUUGGAGGCAUGCUUGCCAGCAAAAAGGUGACAGAGUGGGAAAGUAUCUAUGAACAAAUCCCAUCAGAGCUCGAGAGCAACCCUAGCCUUGAAGCACUGAGGAAGAUAGUUACUCUGAGCUACAACAACUUGCCGUCUCAUCUCAAGUCAUGCUUUCUAUAUCUAAGCAUCUUUCCUGAGGAUUUUGAAAUCAAAAGGAGGCGUCUAGUAGACAGAUGGAUAGCCGAGGGGUUUGUUACAGCCAGAGGUGGAGUAAACAUCGAGGAUGUUGGAAUAAGUUAUUUCACCGAGCUAAUCAACCGAAGCAUGAUUCAACCCUCGAAAGUGAACAUGGAAGGAAAUAUUAAGAGCUGUCGAGUCCAUGAUAUCAUGCGUGAUGUGAUGAUCUCAAUAUCUAGGGAUGAAAUUUUUGUGCACUUGGUAGGAGAUAAUGCUACUGCUGUAGCAGACUGUAACUACCACCAUGUAGCAUUCCAUGGUAGCAAGCGCCAAAAGAUCGGCAUGGAUUGUAUCCAUGUUCGUUCAUUAACCGUGUUUGGUGAAAGAUCCAUGGAGCCAUCAGCUUCACUUUUUUCAUCUAAGUUGAGAAUGCUUAGAGCCCUUGACCUAGAAGAUGGGGAUUUUGUUGUCAGACAGGAAGACAUCAACAACAUAGGGUCACUGCGCCACUUGAAAUAUCUGACUGUUAGGCCUUUUGGUGAGUGUUCAAAUUUGCAUAAACUGCCAGGAUCUAUUGGCAAGUUACAAGGCUUGCAGAGUUUGGACUUGGGAUACAGCUGUAUUAAAACACUACCAACUGAGAUUGGUAAACUUGAAGGUCUUCGUACGCUCCGGUGCAGAAAAAAUGAAUAUUUUAAAUAUUAUGAUUAUUUCAAAUAUUUGAGUGAGAACAUGGAGAAAUACAAGUGCAUGGGUGGUAUAUUGUGUAUACCCAUGGUAUGCUCUAGUGGGUUUCCAAGUGGUGCGCGUGAAGAAAAAGAGGGUGCUGUAGCGUUGCGUCAAGGAAUCAGUAACUUAAAAGAGUUACAGAUACUAGAGUACGUGGACAUCGAAAGAACAAGUAGCAGAGCAAUCGAAGAGCUUGGGGAGCUUACACAACUAAAGAAAUUGAGAGUGACUACGGAAGGGGCAACCGAGGAAAAAUGCAAGCUAUUCUGGGAGGCCAUUGGGAAGCUCCCUUGUCUUUACUCUCUUCAUGUGGAUGGUAACAAUAUCGAGUGGCUGGGUUCUGCUUCCUUUGCUCCCCCCCUCAUGAGGACCCUGAGAUUGAAAGGAAAUAUUGUAGAGGUGCCCAACUGGGUUGGUAGUCUGAGGCAUUUGGUGAAGAUUAUAUUCUGUGGGUCCGUAGAAAAAGAAGGAGAAAAAACCAUGGAGAUGCUAGGGGCACUGCCCAACCUCAUGCUCGUUGAUCUCUCGUUUUAUUAUGGUGUUCGAGAGGAGCUAGUGUUUGUGUCGGAAGCAUUUCCAAGUCUCAGGAUACUUCGUAUGCACUUCCGGCAUGAUAUGAGAAUGGUGAGAUACGAGGAGGGCACCAUGCCCCACAUUGCAGAGCUAUAUUUACAUUUCACCUUCCAAAACUCUGUACGGAUUACUGGCAUCAAACACCUUCCAAAGAUCAAGGAGAUUUCAAUUCGAAUCCCCAGGGUGCUGAAUAAUUUUGAGCUGCACCAGGAAGUGAAAUCACACCCAAACCAUCCUGUGAUGCGAGUGUCAUUCCGAGACCGGGGUACUACCACCGUAGGAGGAUCAAAUGUUGUAGAGGUGGAAGAAGCAAUGGGGGAAUCAUCAGCUGUACUUUCCGAGCACGGAGCAGCACGAGAGAGCUACUUAGAUGUGCAGACAGGGAGCGACAGUGAAGAUGAUCUGCGGUGACCACGAGUUUCUGGUUGAUGCCUUCCGAGUUCUGAUUCUAUAUAGAUAUGAAUUCGGCAGGGCGGAAAUUGUCUCAAGAUCCAAUGCGCUACAUUAUAUACUGUACUACAGAAGAUGCUACUGCGAAGCUGAAUUUCAUUGUUAAGCAACAGCAUGGUGCUGCCAAACCUUCCAAGUUUUGCUGCUACGGACCUCCGAUGUGCUGUGAAGCUGAGCUUAGACCUUAGAUGCAGUUUGAAUGUUUUUUAUGCGGCGAAUGGCACAGGAGUUCCAUGUAUCUUGUGGGCAUGAGUGAUGGGACGAAGACGAUGGAGCAAGCUUCCAGAUCUCAGAUCGAGCUACAGUUGGCAUCUGCUGGCCUGAUGAUAAUCUAUUCUUUGGACUUUGGAGUGGAUGAUCAAUCUGAUGAGAUAACUUGCAAUUGUGAACAAAAGAGUACUUUGCUUUCUUUUGCCAAUACAAUCUCUAUGUUUCCCUUUUGUCCUUUUUUGGAGAUGAUCACUCUCUGUUUCUUGCUGCCAUAAUAUUUGUACUUCAUGCUCUUUGCCAGGCUUCCUUUGAUUCUUCACCUCGAAAUGCAGCAUCACAAAUUCACCUUGCCGCCUGCUUCGACCACCAAGUCGGCACAACUCAACUUUCCUAUGUUAUGACUGGUACAUAAGUGCAAAUGAUUUCGGUGGCCUCAAUGUAACGGAGGCGACGAUCGAUUCUUCGAAAAUACCAUGGAAUGGAUUAUCAACCAACCUGAUGCCAAGGCGUGCAAUUGUUGCUACAGACUUCCUUUGUUUGCCGUACUGCCUGCUCUGUUUUCUUUUCUUUUUUUACUAUUUAAUUUAAUUUUCUUUCUACAACAGACUAUUCUCGCUUUGUUGCUUCCAAUAUAUCUAUAUUUUCUUUUGUUGUUUAAUUCCAGAAUAACAUUAUCAUCAUUUGGCCGCCAAAAGUCAACAUUAUUUGCUUGGCUC